AUGCGACCUCCUUCCUUCUAUGGUGAUGGCAGACCUCUAGCGGCAGAGGAGUUCAUCAAGGUUACCGAGACCAUUCUCACGGUGACCCGUAUUACUCCUAUAGAGUGGGUAGAUCUUAUGGAUGUCCAACUCACCGAUACUGCACGGAUUUGGUGGAUGGCCGAGAAGAACCUUCUUGUGAGGCCGAUUUUAUGGGAGACAUUCACGGAGCGCUUCAACAGGAAGUAUUUCCCCCAGUCUUCCAGAGACGAGCUGCUUCGUCAGUUUGUCGAGCUCAAGAAGAGAGGUCGAUCGGUUGAUGAGUAUGAGGCUGAGUUCUCCUCUCUUAGUCGGUAUGUUCCUUACCUAGUUACCGACCCCACCAUCAGGAGGCAUCAGUUCCAAAAGGGUCUGGAUAAGUAUAUUAGAUUUUCUCUGGCUGGUAGGGCACUUGCGACUCAUGACACCGUGCUGGACGUAGCUCGCGAGAUCGAGCGUGUUCAGAAGGAACCCGAAGAUCCGCAUGUGGUCCACAGCAGACCACCAGUGGCCCCAGCCCGGAAUGUCGAGCGUCCCCCUCCGAGGCAGCAGCAGGCUCCGCAAAGACAGUAG
This is a messenger RNA of Asparagus officinalis (garden asparagus), 591 nucleotides long. RefSeq lists its product as uncharacterized. The coding region runs from base 1 to 591 and encodes 196 amino acids. The record is from RefSeq and is a predicted model, not a curated record. NCBI's taxonomy places the organism in Eukaryota, Viridiplantae, Streptophyta, Magnoliopsida, Asparagales, Asparagaceae. The transcript has a single exon.